Messenger RNA from Trichophyton verrucosum HKI 0517, 288 nucleotides. RefSeq names its product 26S proteasome non-ATPase regulatory subunit Nas2, putative. The record is from RefSeq and is a predicted model, not a curated record. The transcript is spliced from 2 exons. The coding region runs from base 1 to 288 and encodes 95 amino acids. NCBI's taxonomy places the organism in Eukaryota, Fungi, Ascomycota, Eurotiomycetes, Onygenales, Arthrodermataceae.
AUGGGCAUUCCGAUGGACGACAUCCAUACUCCUACGGUGCCUGCUGGGCCCGUCUCGGGUGCGGGCUCUACAAGCACGGAUCUCUCAAAGGCGGGCCUGACGCAGCUCUUUGAUGACAAGGAGAAGCUAGAGGCAGAGUUGAAAAUACUUAGCGACGUUCUCGUAUCUCAUGGCGUUGAUAUGAACACGAAUCUGCUUACUGAAGACGGAUUCCCAAGGGCAGAUCUGGAUAUUGCACAAAGUACAGUGGCUCAAUCUACCUCAUUUCUUGGUGGCCUCUUCCUCUAA